AUGGAAGUUCUCAGGUACAGAUACUGUCGGAUGUUAGAGGAGGGCUCCUUCAGGGGCCGCACGGCUGACUUUGUCUUCAUGUUCCUCUUUGGGGGGCUUUUGAUGACUAUAUUCGGCAUGUUUGUGAACCUGGUGUUCCUGGGCCAGGCCUUCACCAUCAUGCUCGUGUACGUGUGGAGUCGGAGGAACCCAAAUGUCCGCAUGAAUUUCUUCGGCCUGCUGAAUUUCCAGGCGCCCUUCCUCCCCUGGGUUCUAAUGGGAUUCUCCCUCCUGCUGGGCAACUCCAUCAUCGUGGAUCUUUUAGGGAUCGCUGUUGGCCAUGUGUACUUCUUCCUGGAGGAUAUCUUCCCCAACCAGCCAGGAGGCGGCCGGUGGCUGAGGACUCCAUCUAUCAUAAAAAUGCUGUUCGACACCCCAGAAGAAGAUGCCAACUACAACCCUCUGCCGGAGGAGCGGCCCGGGGGCUUUGCCUGGGGAGAAGGACAGCGUCUGGGAGCGAGUCGGGAAAAGAUGCAGCUGGCUCUCAGUAAAACCUUCGGCCAGAAGCCGGUUAAAUUCCAGCUGGAACAGGAUGGGGACUUCUACAUGGUGGGGUCGGAGGUGGGAAACUACCUGCGGAUGUUCAGAGGCUCUCUCUAUAAGAGGUAUCCGUCUCUGUGGAGGAGGCUGGCCUCUGUGGAGGAGAGGAAGAAAAUCGUAGCAUCAUCACAUGCCACCAGCGUCACCCUGUUAAAGGCCUCAGAGUGUGAGGAGAUCUUUGAGGGGAAUGAUGAGAAGUACAAGGCCGUGUCCAUCAGCACGGAGCCCCCAGCCUUCCUCAGGGAGCAGAAAACGAAGAAGAGCAGCCAGUGGGUUCCCACCCUGCCCAGCAGCUCGCACCACCUGGACGCCGUGCCCUCGUCCACCUCCAUCAACCGCAACCGCAUAUGUCGGGACAAGAAGAGGACCUUCCCCCUGUGCUUUGACGACCACGACCCCGCCGUCAUCCACGAGAACGCGGCCCAGGUGGAGGUGCUGGUGCCCAUCCGGCUGGACAUGGAGAUCGACGGGCAGAAGCUGCGCGACACCUUCACCUGGAACAUGAACGAGAAACUGAUGACCCCGGAGAUGUUUGCAGAAAUACUGUGUGACGACCUGGACCUGAACCCACUGGCCUUUGUCCCGGCCAUCGCCUCAGCCAUCCGCCAGCAGAUCGAGUCCUACCCCACCGACAGCCUACUGGAGGGGCAAGCAGACCAAAGAGUCAUUAUCAAGCUGAACAUCCACGUGGGGAACAUCUCUCUGGUGGACCAGUUUGAGUGGGACAUGUCGGAGAGGGACAACUCCCCGGAGUCCUUCGCCCUGAAGCUGUGCUCGGAGCUGGGUCUGGGCGGGGAGUUCGUCACCACCGUGGCCUACAGCAUCCGGGGGCAGCUGAGCUGGCACCAGAGGACCUACGCCUUCAGUGAGAACCCGCUGCCGACGGUGGAGAUCGCCAUCCGGAACACGGUGGACGCGGACCAGUGGUGCCCCCUGCUGGAGACACUCACCGACGCCGAGAUGGAGAAGAAGAUCCGAGACCAGGACAGGAACACCAGGUUCAUGAUCGAAUGA
This is a messenger RNA of Menidia menidia (Atlantic silverside), 1593 nucleotides long. Lineage: Eukaryota; Metazoa; Chordata; Actinopteri; Atheriniformes; Atherinopsidae. The record is from the annotation of a GenBank genome assembly.